This is a messenger RNA of Hylaeus volcanicus, 793 nucleotides long. RefSeq lists its product as uncharacterized. The record is from RefSeq and is a predicted model, not a curated record. Lineage: Eukaryota; Metazoa; Arthropoda; Insecta; Hymenoptera; Colletidae. Gene Ontology annotation, cellular component: ribosome; cytosolic large ribosomal subunit. The coding region runs from base 329 to 670 and encodes 113 amino acids. Gene Ontology annotation, biological process: cytoplasmic translation. Gene Ontology annotation, molecular function: structural constituent of ribosome. The transcript has 3 exons.
AUAGAAAAUAUUUUAAAAAACGUAAUGAUUAUGUAUUAUGAUCUUUUCCAUAAAAAAAUGAAUGAUAAUUGUGCUUGAAUGGAAUUUUAAAUAAAAGAAAAAACGUACAACCAGGUUGUCAUUUACUGAGGAUAAAAAAAAACAGUAACGAAACAAUAAUAAACUUUUUAAACAAAUACAUCAAAAUAGCUUCGGGACAGUUGUGUUGGGUCAGGUGAAGAAGUAGCAUUAGCAAUGGUAGAACAGUUAAGGCUUGUGGUUGUUUUGUUUUGUGUACCUUUCUGGUUUUGGAAUUCUCAUCAAUUAGCGAAGAAUAUUGAGGAAAAUUAUGGCAGUCAAACCUACAUCAACAGGACUUCCAAUUGGCCCAAAUCGUGGCUUUAUUGUAACCCGUCGCGAACUACCGACAAGACCUCAAUCGCGUCGUCAGAUUAAUCCACGUGUCAAAAUGAUUCGUGAAGUUGUACGUGAAGUUUGUGGUUUCGCUCCCUAUGAACGUCGAAUUAUGGAGUUAAUUAAGAUUGGGACCCCUUCUACAACUAAACGUGCAUUAAAAUUAGCGAAAAAACGUUUAGGUACUCAUAAAAGAGGAAAGAAAAAAAGAGAAGCUAUGACACAAGUUAUUGCUCAACAAAGACGUAAACAGGCAGCAGCAGUUGCACAGCACUAAAAUUGAUGUAGAGUUAUUGUAAGUUUUUCGCUUUCAUUGCAAUGUUACAAAAGUAAAGAAACCCAUUUGUUUAGUAAAUGGAAAAGUAAUUAACAAUAAAAAACGCGUUUGAAAAUUAUGUAA